CGCCUCCCGCUCUCCUCCCUCCCUCCCAAAGAGACUAUUAUACUCCCCCCCGCGAGCCACUCGGAACCAGUGUAAACAAACCCGGGGCCGAGUAGGACGAGGCGCCGCUAUUCCUUGGUGCUAUUCCUGAGUCGCCGAGUGGCGCUCCUCAAACGCCUCCCCGAGUGUCAGCUCUACUAGCGCCAACAUGCCUGAGGGUCCAUCCUUGGAUAUGGUGGGUGAUGGUAGCAGCAGUGGUCAGCCAGCCCUGCGCCGCUGUGACAAUCCUUGGAAGCCUAAUGCCCAGCAUGGCCAGUCUGAGGUAUAUCGAAGGAUGCUGGGCAUUUUGAAUCGAGUAACUCAACAGUCACUUGGCAUCUUUCUGGAACAGGCUCGAGAAUUACCUCUUUCUGAUCCCACGCACUUGCCCCACAUACUCAGUCUCCUCCUGGAAAAGUCUCAGGAUGAGCCUAUGUUUGCACCUAUUUAUGCUCGCCUGUGCCGGAAUCUGGCAGCAAGUGCCGGGAUCCAGCGAGACCUGACAACAGCCUGUAAAGAUCACUUCAUGGAAAACUAUCAACAACUUCUUCAUUAUAAUAAUAUAUUUGAGGGACCAAUAUCAUCUCAACUGAUUCAUGAAGAAAUUUUAGCAAGAAAAAGGUUCAUUGGUCAUAUGAAGUUUAUGAGUGAGCUGCAUAAGGUAGGCGUGGUGCCGGGUGACCAAGUGGCAGCCAUGGCGGAGACUCUACUGGAGCAUGGGGAUGACCGUUCCUUUGAAGGACUCUGCCGUCUUCUCUCAUUUUCUGGCCUUAGUCUCAGUCGUACUCAUGAGGAGUUGGUAGACAGGUGCUGCAGUUAUCUCGAGGUGUGUCUGGCAGGCGGCAGCUUGAAUCCUCGAUUGCGUUUUCUCACCCAAGAUAUCCUUGACCUUCGCAACAAUGGUUGGAGACCUCAGGAAGGAAAUAGAAUCCUCCCUCCUCCAGGUAGAAAUGUACGAGGAUAGUUUUAUGCAUAGUAAAACUAUUGGCUGUUACCUUCGACUGUGUUUACCUUUUAUUCAGUAAGAUAUUCAUCGUCAUGCUUAGUGUGUCACAUAGUCACCUUUCAUGUGUAUAAUAUCAAGAUGACUGCAGCAUUUCAUGCAAUUUGUGCUAUGGUUAUGGUUUCAUUACAUUUCACACAAACAGUACUUCAGAGUUGUCAUUCAGUGACAUAGAAGACCUUAUAGCUUUGAUGAAUCUGUGAGAGUCAAAUACAAAUACCAUAAUUAUCAUCAAUAUACUAGUUAUAUGGUUAUAGGAAGUUUUCUUCUAAAGUUUUGUAAUGACAUUUUUAUUUGUUUUGAAAAAAACAAUGCAUCACACAAUAAUAGGUGAUUAAUCCUGUUGUUUUCAUUAUGCUUGACAGUGAAGCAUUCUAGUUUAAACCAGCAUAAGUCUUGUCAAACAAAUUAUUUCUCUUAACUUUGACGUGAAAGUUUUGUAAGAGAAUGAUGAUUGUUCCAUUUUGACAGCUGCAUGUAUGCACACUGUUGACAAGACAACUUCAAUAAACAAUCGUGCAAAGGUUAUGUUGGGAAGGCAUCAUCAUCAAUCAUCUUAACUCUCCCACCUCCCCAACAUCAAUAGGAUUUAUUUUCAGUGAGUGAGUGAUAGAAGUAAUAUAUUUAAAAUAAUUAUGGAUCUGAUUACUUUUUUCAUACACAAAGGCUUUUGAUUUAUAUAUAUUCAGAAAAUAUGCAGUAUACAAGUGUUACCUAGAGAAUUACAGCUAUGAGUAAAGAAAAUUUUGGUGAUUUAAUUUUGACAAGUAUAUUCCUUCCAUGAUGAGCAUCAGUGGUUAGGGAUUUGGAAAAUUAAAAGCUCCCUCCAGUAGAUAGUGCAGCGCCUCUUGAGAAAUAGAACACCUAUAUUCUUGGGUGUUCUUAAAGAAAACAUCCAACAAGAGGCAGCAAGUUUAGGACACAGUGGGACUUUGCUUCUGCAAGAAACUGUGCAUGUAACAGUAAACAACUUUCAAAAUAUGAAAACUUGAGUAAUCAGUAUUCAGUUAUUUGAGAAAUUGUGGCGAUACUUUCUAUGUCAUUGCUGUAGAUUAUAAUCAAAGGAGGUAACAGUGACUACAGAUUAGAUAGAAAGUGCAGGCAAGGGAGGUUGAAAUUAGGUUCUGGUUUUAUCAUGACUAAGUGUAUUUUAUCUUGGAAGAUAGUGUCUCAUGUUCAAAAUAAUUAUCAAAUAAAAUCAUUCAUUGCAAA
Messenger RNA from Eriocheir sinensis (Chinese mitten crab), 2233 nucleotides. Its product is annotated as eukaryotic translation initiation factor 4 gamma 1-like. The record is from RefSeq and is a predicted model, not a curated record. The coding region runs from base 188 to 982 and encodes 264 amino acids. The transcript has 7 exons. Gene Ontology annotation, molecular function: mRNA binding; translation initiation factor activity; protein binding. Lineage: Eukaryota; Metazoa; Arthropoda; Malacostraca; Decapoda; Varunidae. Gene Ontology annotation, cellular component: eukaryotic translation initiation factor 4F complex.